Molecule: messenger RNA, 2011 nt
Organism: Apis florea (little honeybee)
Lineage: Eukaryota; Metazoa; Arthropoda; Insecta; Hymenoptera; Apidae
Product: lipase member H-A
Biological process (GO): lipid catabolic process
Molecular function (GO): lipase activity; serine hydrolase activity
Source: RefSeq, a predicted model, not a curated record
UAGGAUCGCGGAGCGAUGGCGCAACGCUGCGCGCGCGGGAAACGCUCGCUCGCCUGUUUCGCGCUUUUCCUCGCCACCUCGUGCUCGGCCUCGAUCCAACCCCGGCCGUUGGCGAUCGGCAACACGUUGGAGCAGGGCAAGGACUACUUCAUAGGCCCGUGCCUGGUCAACACGAAUCAGACGUGCCCCGACAAGGAGGUGACCUUCUUCCUGUACACGAGCAGGAACCCGAGAACGUGGCAGCAGAUAUUCGUGGACGGGAGCGGGUCGAACUUGAGACGGACCAACUUCGACGCGUCGAACCCGACCAAGAUCGUGGUGCACGGCUACGACUCGGACAUGGAGCUUUCCUAUCUGGUGGACGUGAGGGACGAGUACUUGAAGAGGGGCGAUUACAACGUGAUCGCGGUGGACUGGCGUCGGUUGGCCAAGGCCCCGUGCUACCCGAUCGCCGUGCAGAACGUGCCCCACGUGGGCGAUUGCUUGGCCCAGUUGGUGGAGAGGCUGAGGGACGAGGGCGCGGUGGACGUGCACGUGAUCGGGUUCAGCCUGGGUGCGCACGUGCCCGCGUUCGCCGCCAACGCCCUCAGCCCUUACAAGGUGUCGAGGAUCACGGGCCUGGACCCGGCCAUGCCGUUGUUCGUCACCGUGGACAAACGGGAGAAGCUGGACGCGUCCGACGCCCAUUUCGUCGACGUGUUCCACACGAACGCGUUCAUCCAGGGCAAGGUGGAGAUGAGCGGCCACGUGGACUUCUACAUGAACGGGGGCGUGAAUCAGCCGGGGUGUUGGGAGGGGUGGAGGCCGUUCGAGUGCGACCACCACAGAUCCGUCAUGUACUUCGCCGAGUCGAUAAACACGGAGCUCGGUUUCUGGGGCUGGCAGUGCGGUGGUUUCACUUUCUACCUGCUCGGCCUCUGCCCCCCGAGAUAUCCGGCCGUUCUCGCGGGCGACAAGGUGGACAGGAGCAGAAGGGGCUUCCACCUCGUCAGGACGAACGCGCACAGCCCUUACGCGAUGGGCAAUUUCACCGUGAACCGAUUGGACGUGUACACUGUGCAGUAAAGGAGAAGAAAAGAAAGGAGUGAAUUGGUGGUGAAACGCGUUCCAUUCGACGCGGUUCGUUCGUACGAAUUUUUCGCGGAAACAGGGGCGAGAGAGGCGGCGCGUGGCCUCUCGUUAUUCCCGGAAACUACGUGUUAUUCCUCCGGCCAGCGUGAGAGUCGGUUGAAAAAAAGCAUUCCGUGUCAAGGUCAGGGGGGGGGGGAUCCCCGCCACCUGCUGUUAAUCGAUAGCGUGUUCCGCUGGUGGGAGGGAGAGGGGAGGAGUGUAGUGAGGCUGCAUUGCUCGCGUUUAGAACUUGUUCCUUAUCGAUUUUUCACGUGCGAACGAGAGAACUCGAAAUUUCGAAUAAAAUUCCGAUUUUUUUUUUUCUUCUUUGUUUCGUUUCGUUUUGAAAGGGUUCGAUUUUCGUUCUUUUUUUUUUUUUUUCCUCUUUCUUGGACAUAUUACGUUAAGUUUUUUCUUUUUUUUUUUUUUUCUUAGAUUAGAAUUACGUUUGAAAACGUAAAAUAACGAACGAACGUUAAAGACGAUUACUCGGUUGAUUUAUCGUGCUGUAUUUCUCGAUAGUAAAUGACCGAUAGCUCGUUACGUUGAUUUUGCAAUCGUAAAUAACAAAGAAUAAAUUUGAGAUAAAAGAGAAUUCGUAAUAACAAACAAUCUCGACGCGUUUUGCUGUUCGAUGACUGUAAAAAAAAAAUUAUAAUUUAAUUUAAAAAAAAAAAUAAUCGUCUUAAAUUUUUAUAUAUCGUUCUUUAUUUAACGUUAUACCAUCUCUGUAAAAAUAGCAUAGUUGUAUCAAUUUUAAAGAGAAGAGAAUUCGAGUGACGAUCGACGUUACGUAAUCUCCUUACGUAACGAUUCGUUUCGAAUAAAUUUCUGUCUUAUUGUUAAAAUUAACGUAUCGAUAAAGCGAAAAAAAUUUUAAGACUGUAUAAGAACAAAAAAA